This is a messenger RNA of Aplysia californica (California sea hare), 3402 nucleotides long. Its product is annotated as regulator of G-protein signaling 7. The record is from RefSeq and is a predicted model, not a curated record. NCBI's taxonomy places the organism in Eukaryota, Metazoa, Mollusca, Gastropoda, Aplysiida, Aplysiidae. Gene Ontology annotation, biological process: regulation of G protein-coupled receptor signaling pathway; G protein-coupled receptor signaling pathway; intracellular signal transduction.
UCAAUAUGGAGGUUGGCCUAUGCAUCUAAUCCAAAUUAGAUCCAGUCGUUUGUUUUUACUCGCGUGAAAAGAGUUGGAGCAUUUACCUGCGUGAAAAGAUGCUGGAUAGAUAAAUAUUUCUGCCCCGUGAGUCGGGGAGAGCGAGGCAGUGUGUGCAUUGUGUACUCCGGGUCGGCCUGCAUUCGCUGCUCUAAUUAUGGGCCUUACUACUGGCCUUAGCCUAACGGCAAAGGCUUGACCAUUCAGCGUGAAGAUUCCCCUCCUGUGUGAUCUCCUCCCCACUGCCAGCAAAGGAUGGAGAAACCAGGGUAGCUGCCGUGCGUGCUAUGUGUAGAGAAGACCUGGAAAUUUGAUGCACAAUGUUAGCAUCAUUGCUCUGGCUUCGUAAAACGGAUGGUGCCUGCGAAUCGGUUUUCCGGGGGGUUUGUCCCCGUUGGUGGAUAAUUAUUAUGUGGAUGAGUAAAAAGAAUGCAAGGCUGUUUGGAUCACCUGCUACUAAAUCGUAUACUGCUGAAAGUCUAGGCUGAUGAAUUGCGAGUCAGAUUUUACCCCCUGACACCACCAUAACAGUGAACUCAAAAUUGAGACCUUUCUAUCAAGUGUGAGUGAGCUUUCGUCAUUUAUUGCUUCACUGCACCUGUGAAUAUAUAUCUUCCUGGAGGAAUUCCCUGGAACAGUCUUCCGUCUUGAAUUCUUGGUCAUAAAAGUAAUAAUCAUUACCAUCAUUCUCAUGUUUGCGUGUGUAUUGUAGUCAAACUUCAGAAUGUGGACAUCGACGACCAAGCACCACCCCUCCCUGAUCAUCCCUCGACUUGUACGACCAACCUAAAGGAAACACUUUAUCCUAGUUUUUUCACUGUGAAGUAGCAUGCAGUAGCUGCCUCACAAACCGACGAGUUCUCUCUUUCUCUCUAUCUUUCUCUCUUUCUUUCUCUCUCCCUCUCUCCUGUCUCCUUUUCCGCCACACUGUUCACAACGCGUAUUACUGGUGCCAGUGCUGCUUCAACUGCUGCUGCCGCUGUCUUCCUUCACGGUGGUGGAACCCCAACCUCCCGUAGGAGAGGAGUUACCACCACCACCACCACCGCUACCACCACCGCCACGACAACAACAACAACAACAACAGCAACAACAACAACAACAACAAACCAGCAGCCGUUGUUUUGGAUAGGACAGCCAACCGGUUGCCUACCUACUUCAACAACAACAACUACCACGGCUACUACUAAUACUACAACAACAACAACAAUACCAGCCACGACCGGUACCACUUCGGUCACGACCGACGACGCCCUGAGAGGAGUGUGAGAAAGGGGGUUAGUUUACCAGCUGAGCUGCCCUUUGCCAAGGAGGAUCGUAACGAGUUGACCAUUGAGGAGUUCCGUCGUAAAAUGGCACAGAGACACAGCGGCAACCGCCGGCUGGACUCGCUGCAGGGCUCUGUCGCCGGCCCCGUCGGGAAUGGGCAACACACACACGAAGACAACCCCAACCACUUGGUCUACAAGAAGAGUGGAAGCACUACACCUGGCCCACCUCAUGUCAUCCCACGGCUACUUCUUCCCGAUCGACGAUCACGUGCUCACGGUCAAGAACGACAACACGUACUACCGCUUCCAGACACCUUGCUUCUGGCCCUCUAGAUGUGGGGAACCCGAGAACACAGAUUAUGCUGUCUAUUUAUGCAAGAGGACCAUGCAGAACAAGCAACGGCUGGAGCUGGCGGACUACGAGGCGGAGAACCUGGCAAGGUUACAGAAGAUGUUCUCCAGGAAGUGGGAGUUUAUUUUUAUGCAAGCGGAAGCACAAGCCAAGGUGGAUAAAAAGAGGGACAAGCUAGAGCGAAAAGUCUUGGACAGUCAAGAGCGGGCAUUUUGGGAUGUCCAUCGGCCUGUGCCUGGUUGUGUAAAUACUACAGAAGUUGAUAUUAAGAAAGCUUGCAGAAUGAACAGACACUCAAAGAUGAGUCGGCCCAAUUAUGCAGUCCCGGGAGGGCGAAUAAGCCCCAGUGUGUCUGAGGCCGACCUUCACACGGCUGGGGACUCCAUACGACAUGAAAUCAAUGUCUUGCGGAGGAAAUUAGAAAAAAGACGGGUAAAAAUUUCUAAAGUUGUAGAAUGUUAUAUAGCUUAUUACCAGCAAUAUGCAGAAUUUGAUGCCUUCAUAACAAGUCCAGACACUUCCAAUCCCUGGAUCUCUGACAGCACAGAGUUCUGGGAACAGGAAAAGACCAUGAAUCCAAGAGAAAUCCCACAACGCAGAGUGAAAAGAUGGGCUUUCAGUAUAGAAGAGUUGCUGUGUGACCCCGCAGGACAGGACCAGUUUAGCAAAUUUUUAGACAAAGAAUUUAGCGGUGAAAACUUAAAAUUCUGGUUAGCUUGUCAAGAAUUAAAAGGUCUUGCACUGCGGGAAGUGAAUAAAAAAGUUCAUGAAAUAUUCAGUGAGUUUUUAGCUCCUGGUGCGCACAAUCCGGUCAACGUAGACUGUCAGAUAAUGGAGCUGGUGAGACGCAGAAUGGAGAACAACCCAAACCGAUUUGUGUUUGACGAGGCUCAGGAUCAUAUAUUCAAACUGAUGAAAAGUGAUAGCUACAGCCGGUACCUUCGGUCAGACCAGUAUAAAGAAUUCUUGUGCGGCACCCGGAAGAAAACAUCGGGAUAUCUGAUGUGGAAAAAGUUGCAACAAGCCCGGCAUAUCCCCCACUGACAACGAGCUGUGUGGGCGUACAGCCUGGAGGUUUCCCUCACCGCAGCCAGCCGGUCGUCAAGCCAACGGGAAAAGAGAGACUAUUUGUGCAGGCACAAACACACCUGUUUUCUCAAGCUGGACCUUAUGGAUUUUUGGUGAUGUUUCGAAUCUGGCUGGGUUUUUUCUUUUCCAUGGAUGCCAUGCGAACACACCGUGUACAGAACUGUGCUUCAAGGCAGUUGGGUUUUUUUUUUUUUUUUUUUUUUUUUCGAAGUUCAAAGAAAAGAAAAAAGUCAGUUGCCUUGAGACUGGUACUACAUCGAUAUCAUUUUAUGUUUUUAUUCAAUGUUUCUGAGUUGACACAACAAAUGGAGCAUCUAAUCCCACCAUUUAAUGUCUUUGAAUGAUUUUAUUUUGUAAUGUUAAUGUGAAGCAAUGGAGAUGAGUGAGAAUGUUUCUUAUUUCGUUAACCUUCAGCAUACUUGCUCUGAAGAUAAAAGAUGCUGAUAUAAACAGCAGCAUGAAUUAAGAUCCAUAUUUAACAGUGCCCUGAGGAGUGAUGUAUUUUUUUAUAUGACGUGAAUUUAGCUCACAGAGCACCUUUUUUUCAUCAUCAAAUAUCCUCAUUCUCUUCCAUACAUGUGUGCUUUUUGUAAUUUCAUCCAUUUGUUUUUUAAGAAUUGAGCGAACUGAGAAUCUUUGUGGAGAACGAAA